Molecule: messenger RNA, 1941 nt
Organism: Dendronephthya gigantea
Lineage: Eukaryota; Metazoa; Cnidaria; Anthozoa; Malacalcyonacea; Nephtheidae
Product: selenocysteine insertion sequence-binding protein 2-like
Exons: 11
Coding region: 93-1850 (585 amino acids)
Source: RefSeq, a predicted model, not a curated record
UUUCAAUUGUGAAUAAGAAAUAUUGCUAUAUCGGUCUGGGACGAUUGACAUGGAAUAUAUUGUGAAUAUUUAGGCUUCCAGAUAGAGGUGCCAUGUCUUUGUCUCCUGACGUAACACCCUUUGUACCAAGUCGGCAGCAACCUGCAAAACCAUCUGCCCAAUCACACUUGUCAAACAGGACCUUAUGGGAACCUUCUGUGGAUGUUGCAGAAUUUGUGCCAAGUUGGUUAAACAACAAACCUAAGUCAUCCACAGAGUACAUUGAAACAUCAAAUGUCAGUGAAGCAAGAAGAGUUUCUGCAAAAGUGGAAGAAAAAAAUGGAAAGGAUGAAAAAUCUGUAGAAAAGAAGGAAAGGAAGAUUAAUUCUACAAAGAAAGGGCCAAAACAAAAGGCAAAUCCAGCUGCAUUAAAAACAAACCAUGUCACAAGCUCUAGUGGUAAAGAUGAUAAUUCCAAACUAGAGGGAGAUAAACAUGAGACUGAAAAUUUAUCUUGGAAUACAGAUUUCCCUGCUCUUGGUGCAAAAAGUGGACACUAUAAAACACCAAUUUGGAACAAACCACUGGGUGUGUCAUUUAGUGACAAGCUAAAGACUGGUAACACUUCAAGUUAUUCUUACGAUGAACCUUCAAGUGAGUUCAAUGAUAAAACCAAAGAACAAGAAAAGACAUCCAUAAAAAGCAAAGAUGAUGAAGAUGAGUGUAAGAAAAUUGUCAAUAUGAACAAAGAAGAAGUGGAUAGUACACCAUCUGAAUAUGGAUUUUCUGUUGUUAAAAGCAAAUCAAAGAAGAAAUAUGAAGCAAUGGAACACAGUAAGAAAGAAGGCAAAUCUUUUAGACACAAAAAUAUUCCUCUUGCUUGGGAUAAAGUUGAUUCAGAUGAAAAGACAAACUCAGUAAUGAAGGGAGUUAAGAAAUCUUCCAACAACAGAAGCAAAACUUCAGUGGAAUGUACUGGGAAGGACUACAAGCAAGAUGGCAUUGUUCCAAAAAGUAGAUUAUCUGAAGAGUGGGCUACCGGUAAAGAUAUUGCUAAUGAUAAAAGAGAAGCAAUGAGAGACUCGCAUAAAGGUGCGGAUAGAUGGAAUAGAAGAACAAAACAGUCUUUCAAACCAGCUGAAGAUUACUAUAAUUUUAAAUCUACGCACAGAGGCUUGAAUUUGGAAGAGAAACAUUAUGAAGAGAGUGAUCAUGAGGAAAGGAGAACUUCUAGGCCUCCUGUGAGCAUCUCAACUGCUAUGACUACUCCUUCAUUAUCAUACAGCGAUAUCUUGAAAAGUAAAUCAAACACCAAAGUUCCUAUUGAAGGCUCUAAAAAUGAGAAGGGGUUCUUAAGAAUCCCAAGCGAAAAAAGUGAAAAUGAGGGAGUAGAUGAAAAGGAAGUGGAAGAACAGGGAAAGAGAAAGAAAAAGAAGAAGAAAAAGAAGAAAUCUGGAAUUGAAACACAACCUCAAACUGUAAAAAAAUCUAAGGAAGCAUUGACUCUUGAUUUUGGCGAUAUGUUGGAGAAGAUUAUGGAAUCGUCAGCUUCCAAGAAGAAACCAAUUAUUCGUACCGGAGGAUUUCUGCCAGCUCAGGCCCCGUUACCACCCAAAGAAACGAGGACUUCCAGGAGACCUCAGAUGCAAGCAGCGAAUGUUCUUGACUCAACUGCCCCCAUCGUGUUUCGUAGCAAGGAACGGGAAUUUCCAAAGAAGAAGAAGCCAAGCGCGAUGAGGAAGAUUCUUAGGAAAGAGCGGGAAGAUAAAAAGAUGUUACGAGAAGGAAAAUCGUCAACUGAGAUCCAAACAUCCGAUGAUGAAAAAUCUGACAAACAAUCUUCAGAUGAGCAAGGUCUAGACGAGGAGUGAUAUAGAUCCAGCAGAAGUGAAGAAAACCAUUCACAGUAGAAAGUUUCGUGAGUAUUGUGAUCAUGACCUCGACUAUGAUAUCAACGGAGUU